AUGGCGCGUCAGGCAAGUGUCUCUCUUCCAGUCCUGGUCGAUCUUACCUCACCCGACCCGUCCGCCGACCCGUCCGCCGACCCGUCCGCCGACCCGUCCGCCGACCCGUCCGCCGACCCGUCCGCCGACCCGUCCGCCGACCCGUCCGCCGACCCGUCCGCCGACCCGUCCGCCGACCCGUCCGCCGACCCGUCCCCCGACCCGUCCACCGUCCCGUCCGCCGACCCGUCCGCCGACCCGUCCGCCGACCCGUCCCCCGACCCGUCCACCGUCCCGUCCCCCGACCCGUCCCCCGACCCGUCCCCGACCCGUCCACCGUCCCGUCCCCCGACCCGUCCACCGUCCCGUCCCCCGACCCGUCCCCCGACCCGUCCGCCGACCCGUCCGCCGACCCGUCCCCCGACCCGUCCCCCGACCCGUCCCCCGACCCGUCCCCCGACCCGUCCCCCGACCCGUCCACCGACCCGUCCACCGACCCGUCCCCCGACCCGUCCCCCGACCCGUCCACCGACCCGUCCCCCGACACUAACGAAAUGUUCACCAUUGACACGUCUUUCAUCUCCCAAAUUAAUCAUCAGUACAUUCCUCUGA
Messenger RNA from Procambarus clarkii (red swamp crayfish), 591 nucleotides. NCBI's taxonomy places the organism in Eukaryota, Metazoa, Arthropoda, Malacostraca, Decapoda, Cambaridae. The record is from RefSeq and is a predicted model, not a curated record.